AUGCAAAGAUCAAAAGUCAACGAUUGUUUCAAAUUUAAUUUCGCUAUAGUUUCGCGUAUCCCGAACUCUUUUGCUUCGUCGUCGUCAUUUGAGUUGAAACCUGGGCGGGUGAUCAACAUUGACCAGGCCCGCAAAGAACAUGAAGAUCUCGUCGAAGGCUUAAGGAGAGUUGGCCUGGAUGUCAUCGAGCUGCCGGCAGACGAGAAAAAUCCGGACUGCCUAUUCGUCGACGACGUGGCCGUCAUAAUAAACGGCACAGCCCUGAUUUGUAAUCCCCCCACUUUGAAGGGAAAGCCCUCUCGUCAAGGAGAGCUGUCUGUGAUGAGACAAGUCUUGAAGAAAGAAUUAGGACUGAAAAUUAUGGAGGUGGAUACUGAGAAAGCCCUAAUUGAAGGGGGAGAUGUUCUCUGGACUGGCCGAGAAAUAUUUGUGGGCCUCUCGUGUAGAUCGAACAUGCUGGGGGCCCAGGCAGUGGCCAAGGCAUUUCCAGAAUUCCCCACGACUAUCGUGAAAGUCUGCGGGCCUGCCACACACCUCAAGGAUUACAUCACCAUGGCUGGCCCCGAAAUAAUGACCGUUGGAAAAAGCGAAGGCGCCCAGAAGACAUUUGUGGAAAUAAAGAAUUCCGGAGCUACAGGGUACCGUUACAUCAGCGUGGAUGAAGACGAGGCAGCAAAUGUUGUGUACGUUAACAGGAAUCUGGUACAUUUGGGACACGAACAAAUACCAAGAGCUUCUGGAAUAUACAUGAACAAACUGGACUACCCCCGUGUGGCCAUCACAAUGGUAGAGCCCUUGAAAAGGGGUGGACGACUCGGAAGUUGCGUCCUGCUUAUUAACAAGGUCAAACUGCCCAAGAAGAUACCCACGUCCGCCGCCUAG
Molecule: messenger RNA, 882 nt
Organism: Helobdella robusta
Lineage: Eukaryota; Metazoa; Annelida; Clitellata; Rhynchobdellida; Glossiphoniidae
Exons: 6
Coding region: 1-882 (293 amino acids)
Biological process (GO): arginine metabolic process; positive regulation of nitric oxide biosynthetic process
Molecular function (GO): dimethylargininase activity; amino acid binding
Source: RefSeq, a predicted model, not a curated record